AAAGUCCGUGGGAACGCAGUGUGGCGGUGGAGGUAAAAUGCGGGCGCUGACGGAUGAAGAAACCAGGGUUGUUUUUGAAAAGUUAUCGAAGUUGUGAGUGGUUGUACUAUGUUUGAAUGUGUGGUUGUCUCUCAAACGUCACCAAACGCUCGUUUCCCCUUGUGGGUGUGACAUUAAAAAAAUCAGCAUAGCUGGCCCCUCUUAAUUAAAUUUUACUCUCUGUGGUAUAAUAUUCUGGGGAUGUGCAGGUUUCCCAGUAAACCCACGGACAGAUAAGUGGCUGAUACACCACACCUGACUGGCAUUAAUGAAUAAGUUAAUACCAAUAUAUUAUAAUAAUUACACCUUGCUCUUUUUUAUAGUGUAGGAGAAAAUCUGAGAUAUCUUGUGGAGCGACCUGAUGGAAGCUACUGCUUUCGGCUACACCGAGGAAGAGUUUACUACGUAAAAGAGGCACUCAUGAAGUGGGCUACCAAUAUUGGGAGAAAGAAUUUGAUCAGUAUGGGAGUAUGUGUUGGAAAAUUUACUAAAAGCAAGAAGUUUCACAUGCAAAUUACUGCAUUGGAUGUGAUACAAUCCUAUUCAAAGUUCAAGAUGUGGAUAAAACCAAAUGCUGAACAGGCAUUUCUAUAUGGAAAUCAUGUAUCCAAGUCUGGAUUGGGUCGUGUUACAGAGAAUAUGGUUCAGUAUCAAGGAGUUUUGCUUUAUUCAAUGUCAGAUAUCCCAUUGGGAUUUGGUGUCACUUCAAAAACUACUCAAGAAUGCCGGCGUGCUGAACCUGCCACAGUUAUAGCCUUUCAUCAAGCUGACACAGGAGAAUACAUUCGAUCAGAGACUACUUUAGUGUAACAUUUUGUAUUUUCAACUGUGAAUAUUCUAUCAGCCAUUAUGGGCUUGAAAAUUUACAUACAUAUAUGUGCAUACAGAGGAGAGGUGUUUGUGUGGGCAUAAGAUUUGACAAGGUGGAGUGGUUGUGGGAUAUUGACAAUUGUGACUGUUCCUUGAAGGCGUUUGUGUAUACAUAAACUGGGGAGUUGAGGUAUGUAUAUUCGUCACUAUUGCUGAUAGUAUAUUCGAACUGAAUGCAAACCUCGUUUAAUUAGUGGGCAAAUGAUGCCUCCUUGAUGACUUAAUUAAAAGCACUAAAGUGCAAACCCUUGGCAA
Messenger RNA from Geodia barretti, 1164 nucleotides. NCBI's taxonomy places the organism in Eukaryota, Metazoa, Porifera, Demospongiae, Tetractinellida, Geodiidae. The record is from the annotation of a GenBank genome assembly.